CUGAAGUUAGCAGAGAAUUAGUAAUUUUCUGAUUUUUUUUUUUUAAAUUAAUUACAAAAAAAAACGAAAAAUAAAAAUAUGCACAUAGAAAAUUUUAAAAUUUACAGGCGCACUUUUUUCGAAUAUUUUUUUUUUACAGUUUAUCGUCUAAAAAUUCAAAAUUUAUCAGACGUCUGCUAACUUCAGUAUCAUGAACUGAAUGAAUACUGACUGAAUUGGACAUCAGACUCUUGUGUGAAUGAACUGAUAAAAAGUUAUGAGGAUAAAAAAUAAAUAAAUAGUAAAUAAGUUAAGAAAUGGAAAUUUUUUAAUGAAAGUUGACGUCCAGAACUGUCAGUUCUGUGGUAUAAUUUAAAAAAAAUGAGUGGCGCAAUAAAUAUGAGCUGGUUGAAUUCAAGUGAAGCUGAAUCGUUGAUGCCUUAUUUCUAUGAUGAUAAAGCGAGAGUAAGAAGACGUUAUGGACUUUUAGAGAGACCGUCAUUACCACCGUCUAUUGAAGAAGUAACUUAUAAAAUAUUUAUAAUAGGAAGACCUGGAGUUGGUAAAUCAUCAGUAGUAUCUCGAUUUUCCGGUAUAGCUCACGAAAAUUAUAUAUCUUCUGAAAUAAAUGGUAUACGAAAGACUAUGAUCUAUUGGCCAGUUAAAAUUUGGGACAAAGUUGUUUUAUUCCGACUUAAUUUUUGGGAUACUACGGAAAGCAGUAUUAAAAAAUACAGUCAUGUUUUACCGGCAUGUAAGGAGAAAGUUGAUGCUAUUUGCUCAGUAUUUUCCUUCGAGGAUCUUCCAAGUUUUAAUGACAUACCCUAUUUGAUGAACUCGAUGAGCAAUAUGAAGGAACGACCAGCUAAUAUCGUGAUUGGUACCAGAUACAAACCCUGGUCGACGUUACCCGUUGCUGAGUUGCUGUUGAAAGAGUUCGAAAGCAAGUGGAAGGUAAAAGUAAUUAAAGUUGAUGUCAGCAAAACAACUGCUAGACCAGAAAUACUCGACUGUUCUUAUCAACUUAAUUCAAUAUGCAAAGCUCUCUGGAAUAGAGAUCAAGAAUUUAUAACUAAACAAAUGCACGCUUAAUACUUUUUAUUUUAUUAAUUAUUAUAAAAAUACAUUUGUUUUAUUUUA
Molecule: messenger RNA, 1119 nt
Organism: Microplitis mediator
Lineage: Eukaryota; Metazoa; Arthropoda; Insecta; Hymenoptera; Braconidae
Product: ciliogenesis and planar polarity effector 2-like
Exons: 4
Coding region: 361-1071 (236 amino acids)
Molecular function (GO): GTP binding; GTPase activity
Source: RefSeq, a predicted model, not a curated record